AAACUCCGAUUUCCGUUUUUGGACACGUGUUCAGCAACCGACUCUCUAUCCCAGCGCGACGCGUUUUGCAUGAUCUGCGAUUCGUGAACCGUCGCAAGUUAACUUACAAAUUUCACCGCCUCCCGCCACUUUCCUCGUUUGUAAUAAUUCAAAUUUUCGUCCAGUUACCAAGUUUCUUCAUAAGCAAACUCAAAGCUCUCAUUCGCUCAUUCACUUUCUCUCUCUACUCUCUCUCUCUCUAACUUCCGAUUUUCAUUUUUCUCUCCGAGAAAAGUGCAACAAUGGUCGUCGCACAGAAGGUGAAGGAAGCAGAGAUCACCGAGCAGGACUCGCUUCUUCUGACGAGGAACUUGCUUCGUAUUGCUAUAUUCAAUAUCAGUUACAUCAGAGGCCUGUUUCCGGAGAAGUACUUCAAUGAUAAGUCUGUUCCUGCUUUAGAGAUGAAGAUCAAAAAGCUCAUGCCAAUGGAUGCGGAAUCUCGCAGGCUUAUUGAUUGGAUGGAGAAAGGUGUAUACGAUGCAUUGCAGAAGAAGUACCUGAAGACGCUAUUGUUCUGCGUGUGCGAAACAGUUGAAGGACCAAUGAUUGAGGAAUACACUUUUUCUUUCAGUUACUCAAAUUCUGAAAGCCAGGAGGUUUCAAUGAAUAUAAGUCGCUCUGGGAACAAGAAAAAAGAGGGUGGAACAUUCAAGUGCAACUCCACAGCAGAAAUAACUCCCAACCAGAUGAGGAGCUCUGCGUGUAAAAUGGUCCGCACAUUGGUUCAAUUGAUGAGAACUCUUGAUAAAAUGCCAGAAGAGCGAACCAUAUUGAUGAAGCUCCUAUACUACGAUGAUGUGACGCCAGCGGAGUAUGAGCCUCCAUUCUUCAGGGGCUGCUCUGAGGAAGAAGCUCGUAAUGCAUGGACCAAGAAUCCUUUGAGAAUGGAGGUUGGGAAUGUAAACAGCAAGCAUCUUGUAUUAACGCUGAAGGUAAAAAGCAUCCUUGAUCCUUGUGAGGACGAAAAUGAUGAUAUUCAAGAUGAUGAAGUGAGCUUAGGAGCUGAUUCUAUGCAAAGGGAUGAUUAUUCGGGAUCUGAUUCUGACAGUGAGGUUAACCAAUCACAAGACGAUCAUUAUAUAGUUGCUCCAGUAGAUAAGCAACAACCACAGAAAGAUAACAGCACACCACAGGAAGAUGACAGCAUGGUUGAUGAAGAUAACACUCAGGAUUCAGUGCAAGAUGAACAUCAAUUGGCUCGGAUAAAGGACUGGAUCAGUAGCCUCCACCUUGACACUGUUGAACUUACUGAUGUUCUCUCAAAUUUCCCGGACAUCUCAGUGGUUCUGACUGAAGAAAUUAUGGACAAGCUUGUCAUAGAAGGUAUUCUAUCAAAACCUGCAGGGGACACUUACACUAUCAACAGGCCGAAGAAGCCUGAUUAUGAGUUCACUAUGGUGAAAGAAGAAACGGAUGCUCAAGUACCAGUUGCUGACAAAACUUUAAAGGUUAAUGAUCUCAUGUACACAAAGGCGCUGUAUCAUGCUCUCCCAAUGCAGUAUGUGACGGUUACAAGGCUUCAGAACAAGCUCGGUGGAGAAGCAAAUCAGACUACUGUGCGCAAGUUCAUCGAUAAAAUGGCACGAGAGGGUUUUCUUGAAGCCAAAGGCAACCGAAGGCUAGGAAAGCGUGUGAUCCGUUCUAAGAUCACCGAGAAAAAGCUGAAUGAAGUGAAGAAAGCUCUGAACAAUGAUGCAAUGGAUGUUGACAACACUGAACCAAAUAACAAGUCCAGUCAUCCAGAUUUCCAUACAAUGGGAAGCAGCAUCAGGGACACAUCCAUAUGCGGUGCCCUCCACUCCAUUGGAUCAGAUCUCACACGCAUGAAACUAAGAUCGAACGGACCUCAAUACAGUCCAAUGAGGAGUGAGCAGACUGCUUCAAAGACAAAGGAGCAUCCAAACACUCCCACAAGCAGGGCUGAGCCGGUGACUUCAAGGGAGAGCUUCGUGCCGGGAAAGGAUAACGGCAGGGUAAAUGGUAACACUGAUUACUGUGAUGAUGGGGACAGAGUGAUCUGCAGUGGGAGGUCUAGCCAAGACAAGCGGUCGAGGAAAACAAGCACGGUGAAGGAGCCAAUUCUUCAGUACUUGAAGCGCCAGAAGUCUCAAGCCGUCUGAAAAUUUCCAGCAUUUGCUGUCUGUCCGCCGGACUCGACUUUCCGAUACUCGCGGAAAGUUAAGGUGUAAAUUUUUACGGUGAUUAGGAGUAUAAUGUGGUAAACUGGGGAUUGGUUUUGCCCAUCCACACUUGCAUUUUCCUAAACCAAGGUCUUUAAGGAUAUGACGAUGAUUGAGUGGAA
This is a messenger RNA of Malus domestica (apple), 2341 nucleotides long. Its product is annotated as meiosis-specific protein ASY1. The record is from RefSeq and is a predicted model, not a curated record. Lineage: Eukaryota; Viridiplantae; Streptophyta; Magnoliopsida; Rosales; Rosaceae.